UAGAACGUGCAAAUGAGGGCGCCCUUUAAGAUUCGUCAUUUUGCCAAAUUGCAUGUGGUGCUAGUCCUUUGGCGCCUGAACUUCACUCACGAUCUAUAAAAAUUACACAUUUUUCUGUUGGUUUAAAGAAAUGCAAAGCUGAGACUUACUGCCAUGAGAAGGACAUACACGGGAACAAAAUCAUACGCACUGGAUAGGCUGGACAUUAUUGUUCAAAUUCCAUGAAUGUAUAAUCCAACUCGAAAAUGACAUAAAACAACCAGCUAACUUUGUCGCUCAGUGUUGGUCACAUGACAAAUGUUCAAUUGAGCUGUGCAUCCACUUUCAAGUACGAACGUAAAUAGUGUGACUCUGGCAUGUAGUGUGCUACAAACACAGCAACCAAUCACGGACUUAGCUGACUAUGGCUGACAAGGACAGCGGCAAGGAGAAGGAGGGACCAGCCGAGUCCCCGGCCCCCUCCCCAAUCCCAAUCAUCACCGAAGAAGAGAAAGAAAUGGCGUCUGCCGCUAGCACUGACUUCGAGGCCGGACAGUAUAGCUCGUGCUUAGAAAAGCUCCACGCUUUGUCCAAACUGAGAGGCAACGAUGUCAAAGUCAGCCACAAUCUAACAGUGGCUAAGUUCUACCAGUCGGGUUGCACCCGGAACGACGACAUGCGUAAGGCUGUGGGUCAGGUCUGUACCCAGGCACAAGUUAGUCUGAGCGGAGUGGAUUCCUUGGAGGACACCGAUCACGCUAUACUCUUCUUCAACCAUGCUAUUAUCUUGUACCACAUGAGACAGCAUCACGAAGCCAUCCGAAUACUGGAGAAACUCUUCCAAAUCAUUGAGCCCCUCGAAGAAAACCUGGCUCACAAGACCCUCUUGUUACUCAUUGAGACCUACCUGUGUACCUAUCAACCAGAGAAAGCCUUGGCUAUGUUAGCCUACUUGGAGAAACUUCUCUUCUCCCCCGAAACUAGCGGCAACAAAGGAGGAUCAGAAUCAAGCAAUAAAGACAACAAGGAUUCCAACACGGAAGAAUCAAGCGUCGACCCUGAAAAAUACAGGCCAAUUCUUCACCUGUUGAAAACGAGGUGUUAUCUUCAGAUGAAGCACGUGAAAGUCUGCAAACGUGAGAUCAAGACAGUCAUGAAUUCAGCUGGACCAUGCCCGGCCUCAUUGUUCCUCAAAAGCAAUUUUGAGUACAUCCGACAGAACUACCGCAAGGCCAUCAAGUUACUGAACAGCGUCCAGCCCAUGGGAGAUCCCCUCAAGACUGGUCAGGUCAUUCCAGUCAUGUACUUCAAUAACUUGGCCAUCAUUCACUUCUACAUGGGCAAGUAUCAUCUGGCGGCUUACUACGGACGGCGUGCCUUGCAGGAGAACGCUAACGCCAUGGCUGAGCUUCCAAAGAGAAAAGGCCAGUCUCUGAAUAACCGCCACAUCAAGACGCUCGGUAUGAACCGUCGUUACGAGCUGCUGUACAACACUGGCAUACAGCUGCUGCAUGCAGGGCGCCCUCUAGCGGCCUUCGAGUGCCUCACCGAAGCCAUCCAGGUCUAUCCCACCAACCCACGGCUGUGGCUGAGACUAGCUGAGUGUUGCAUAGCGGCCAACGUAUCGCCUCAGAACUCAGAGGCAGAAGGGAAGGGUCUAGGGGACUCUACUAAACGAGGCAUUGUACGCAACGUGAUUGGUUCUGGUCCGCAUCGUAAAGUCAUCUUGUCUCCCGGCUCCUCGGAGUAUAAAUACAGUGGUGACGGCCAAUCAGCUGCCUUUCCAGCAGCGACGUUAGAAUUUGCCUCACUGUGUCUCUCCAACGCUCUGUCUCUGCUCCCUGACGAGACGGCACUCUCGGCGACCAGUCGAAUCACUUCUCGAGGCAGCGUCAGUAGCGAUUCGUCAGAAGUCGCAGAUACGAGUGGUGGCAAGCAGACCGGCCCCAGUAACCUCACUGCUCCACCAGGCCAGGCCAUCAAACCUUCGGAUAUCUCCUGCCUACGUUGCUCCAUCUUAGCUUGUAGUAGCUACGUCUCGAUAUCGUUGGGUGAUAACGUCAAUGCCUUGGAGUACGCCAAGUUGCUGCUGGAGCAAAACAGACUGCCUGGCUCCCUCAGGUUCCUGGGCCACCUGUAUGCUGCUGAAGCUUUAAUCAACAUGGACCAGAUAGUUGAAGCAAUCCAACAUCUGGCCCCGGAAUCUGUGUGUGAUGUGUCCGUAGUGCUUCCAGUUCUUCCUGAACAAGGUGAGAAACAAGUGGAGAAAUCUGAAGCUGUACCGGGCGACAACCAGGACAACAUGGAGGGUCACGUCGCAGUGUCCAAGUACUACCCAGCGUCUGUGCAGGUGGCUAGGGCAACCAUGCUGCUCAACUUGGCCUGUGCGCAUUCAUUGCGGAGUGAAUGGGAUAAAGCUAAGAAAUGCCUCAAACAGAUGUGCACCAUGUUGCCUCCUAACGAGAUACCGGAACAAGCUCUAUUCCUAGGCAUAUACAUUGAGUUACAGACAGGGAAUCACCAGAUGGCACUGCAGAUGGUCAAGAAACAGCAACUGAUUCCGUACCUCAAGCCGCCUCAGUCCCGCCCACUUCCCAUCGGUACCAUGGCAACCUUCAACAGUGUCUCCCAAUCACCGCAGGGGGUCUUCAGUCCCGGGACCCCCAGCAAAGCUGCGCGGAGUAAGGAUCCAUGGCAGAAGUAGACCGAGACGGUAAUGUAUUUAACAUGUUUGAUGUUUUAGAAAACAAAACAUUGCCUCAAUGCAGAAUGUCACAGGACAGACGUAACUUUGUGAUCCUAAAAAAAUUAGAAUCCUAAAUGUCACGCACUGAGCCCACAUGCCAAAUUAAUUUAAGAACCACGCUAACGUGGUCAGGCACAUGAAGCCUGCUUUGUGCAUUACAUUUAUGAGUUUUAAGGUAGAAAAUGUCUCAAGUAUUUCAAGCAUUAACAAAAAUUCUAAACUUGACCCACAGUUUUCCCAAGAAAGUUUUUUGCUGUGGUAUCUUAACAUAGCGUUUUCUUUUUCUUGAUUCUUGAAUUUUUUUUUGUUCAUGCAUUCCUCACGAAAUAAAAUUACCUCAGAAAUUGUUUAUGUAAUUUCAUCUUAAUUUACCACCGAUACAAAUGGCUGUAUACAGCCAAGGUCAUCUAAUGGACUUCAUCAUCUAUGAUUGCAUAUUUCUGGGAGGAAUAAUUAACAGAGAAUUUGUAUAGAAUGUAGGAUAAAAAGAAGCAAAUAGUCUGCAAUUGCAAAUGUGUAUAUUACCUUCCUUGUAUAAAUACCAUCGUUGUAAUUAUUCUAGGAGCAAGGAUGGAAAGUUAACUUAAGGGACAGACAAAGUUUUCUAUCUUUGAAUAAGCCAUUUGCAAAUUAAACUCAAGUAACAUCUUGUUCCCCGACUUGCUCGAAUGCUUGGCACAUUUUAACUUC
This is a messenger RNA of Patiria miniata (bat star), 3415 nucleotides long. It is a transcript of the gene cnot10, whose product is annotated as CCR4-NOT transcription complex subunit 10-like. The record is from RefSeq and is a predicted model, not a curated record. The coding region runs from base 404 to 2683 and encodes 759 amino acids. The transcript has 14 exons. Gene Ontology annotation, cellular component: CCR4-NOT complex. Gene Ontology annotation, biological process: negative regulation of translation; mRNA catabolic process. Lineage: Eukaryota; Metazoa; Echinodermata; Asteroidea; Valvatida; Asterinidae. Gene Ontology annotation, molecular function: protein binding.